This is a messenger RNA of Dinoponera quadriceps, 1042 nucleotides long. RefSeq lists its product as uncharacterized. Bases 107 to 418 code for a protein of 103 amino acids. Lineage: Eukaryota; Metazoa; Arthropoda; Insecta; Hymenoptera; Formicidae. The record is from RefSeq and is a predicted model, not a curated record. The transcript has 5 exons. Gene Ontology annotation, molecular function: odorant binding.
ACUAUAUAUCGCGAUAUCGACGACAGUCCGUAGCUGGAAGAGUGUGAAAGACUUUACCGUCAGUGUCAAUUUUCGCGGACAAAGAAACUGAAUUCCGAAUCGAAAUAUGAAGCGAACGCUCUUGUUUUUCUUCACACUCGUCGUCGCCACAAUGGGCGUGGACAUAUUUUUUGUGGAAAAAGUUGCGAGUCUUAUAAACUUGACGACGGAAGAAGUGCAGGAAUGCAUCAACAAGACAAGCGUAACUCCCGAGGAUAUAGCGGACUUUGGCCAAAUUAUAGUAGACAACUUACAUACAGAUUCCGACGACAAGGUUUUAAAAAUCGAAUGCUUUUUUAACUGUUUACGCCGGAAAAAAGAAAUGGUGACAGGAAAGCCAUUGGAUUUGGAAAAGGCUAAAGAAAUGGUUCGCAUUUAAUUGGUCCUGACAAAGUACGCAUGGCACACCAAUCAAUGGACACAUGCGAUGAUCGGAUUAAGAGCAUUACCAACGACUGUGAAAUGAGUCUCAAAUUCAUGAUCUGUUACGUGAAUGAAAUGAAACGCCGUUUAAAACAACAACAAUAAUAAUGAAUAAAGAAUAAGAAUUGAGCGCUAUAUAUUAUUAUAUGUGAAGAACUUCUCAACUCUAAAAUACAUAGAGUUUUUUAAACUCCAACAAUGUUACGAUUACAUAAAGGUAAGAGAAACGGAAGUCAAGGAAAGUAUGUAAAAAAUGUUUAUGUCUCCUUAUAUAGAUUACUGACCUGAGACAGGAAAGGACACAAACCAACAGUUUUUGAAAGUACUAGUCGCCUACGCCUUAAUGAAGUUUUCAUUUAUUACAUUUUUAUUCAUAUACACUAUCUAAUUAUUCGUAAUUGAAUCGUAAGUUAUUCGUAGAAUUUCAAAUUCUUUAAUUACGGAAAAACUUUUUCUCUUCCAGUAAACAGAUUUUAAGUACAUAAUAUUGCUGUAAAACGUUUAUACAACCAAAUAUUUGUAAAGGAACAAACUUACCUAUGUAACACAAAGAAAAAGAAAUAAAAAACCGAUAGACAUU